AUGGGUUCUGGGGUUGGGGGUGUACGUCCUGGUGGGAGAUAUGAGAAUGCUUUCAAUGAUAAAUUGGAGAAAACGAUGGUGCGCCAAGAAGUGGUACAACCCCCAACUGACAUGAAAGUUGGACCAAGGAGCACCACAGCUUUCCUGUCAGAUGGACGCAUACAUCCUGUGAGGACAAGAGGCUUUUCUGCACAUGGGUCCACCACCAAAGCAACUCAGACAGAAGGUACGCAUACCUUAGUGCUGGACAAAGUGAUUCACAAUUAUGGAGGUGGACUGGAUCUGGCUUCAGGAGUCUACACUGUAUCAGUACCUGGAUUCUAUGCAUUGACUCUGUCUGCGCAUCUGGAAUCAGCCUCCAAUGUCGCCAAUGGAUCCUCUGUAUCUGUAUUCAAGAAUGACUUGGACUUAGUUACCAGGGGCUAUUUUGGUGGGCAAACCACAGGAUCCCUGUCUAUCUUUGGAGAACUCUUCCUUAACAUUGGAGACCGCUUGGAAGCCAGGAUCAAAUCCAAUGGCGCACACAUGUCCAAGUUCUUCUUUUCUUCUAGACUCAUGGUGGCCACUAAUGUUCCUCUGCCAUUGUCACAAAUCCUGGUGUUGCUGCUGAUGGUCCUGAAGCGUGUUUAUGUUGAGACCGGCGUUUCGCAUUUCAAGAAGCCCCAGAAGAACCGUGUGCGCGGCGCCUCUUCCCGUUUCCCACGCUCCGGGGCCGCCCCUCCGCCUUCCAGGUGCGCGCAUACUCGUAAAUUGUGA
Molecule: messenger RNA, 756 nt
Organism: Notodromas monacha
Lineage: Eukaryota; Metazoa; Arthropoda; Ostracoda; Podocopida; Cyprididae
Source: the annotation of a GenBank genome assembly